Vigna umbellata (rice bean) is the source of this 1502-nucleotide messenger RNA. Its product is annotated as AT-hook motif nuclear-localized protein 23-like. Lineage: Eukaryota; Viridiplantae; Streptophyta; Magnoliopsida; Fabales; Fabaceae. The record is from RefSeq and is a predicted model, not a curated record. Gene Ontology annotation, cellular component: nucleus. Gene Ontology annotation, molecular function: DNA-binding transcription factor activity; minor groove of adenine-thymine-rich DNA binding.
GUUUUAGGUCUCUGUCUCCUCUCUCUUCCUUCACUUGCUUCCUCUUCUUCUUCUUCUUCCUCUCUUCCUUUUCUUUCCCUGCACUCCAUCCUCCCUUCACUCUCUUUCUCUUCUCUAUUUAUCAAUUCUUCUACAAGCUACCUCUCCCUUCUUCCUUCUCAUCGUCUUUGUCCUCUUUUUCGUUAUCUUAUUUCUUUACAUAACACCUCUUUUCCUUAAAAAAACCAUAAACAAAAGCAAGUGAAAAAGAACACACGCUCCUAGUAUUACUAUUUAUUAUUAUCGACACCCCAAAAUGGUAAACUACCAUUUUUUAUUUUUGUUUGUUUUCUUUCAACAAAAAUUCAAUACCUCUCUCUUCCUUUCAUGUGUCUAUGUCUAUGGCUGGUUUGGAUUUAGGCACGGCUUCGCGCUUCGUUCAAAGUCUCCAAAGACCAGACUUUAACCAACAACACCACCAGCACGAACCUCGGGAAGACGACAAACAGUCAGACCCUUUUUCGACCGAAGAUGGGGCGCAACAAGCCAGCCCCGGCGACGUGGUCGGGCGGCGGCCGCGAGGGCGGCCGGCGGGAUCGAAGAACAAGCCGAAGCCGCCGGUGAUCAUCACCAGGGAGAGCGCCAACACGCUCCGCGCGCACAUCCUCGAGGUGGGCAGCGGCUGCGACGUGUUCGACAGCGUCGCCAGUUACGCGCGGCGGCGGCAACGCGGGAUCUGUAUUUUGAGCGGCAGCGGCACCGUGACGAAUGUAACCCUGCGGCAGCCGGCGGCGUCGGGGGCGGUGGUGACUCUUCACGGGAGGUUCGAAAUACUGUCGCUGACGGGAUCGUUCCUUCCUCCGCCGGCGCCACCGGGAGCAACAAGUCUGAGCGUAUACCUGGCCGGAGGACAGGGGCAGGUGGUGGGUGGGAGUGUGGUGGGAGAGUUGACCGCGGCGGGACCGGUGAUCGUGAUCGCAGCGUCGUUCACCAACGUGGCUUAUGAACGGUUACCGUUAGAAGAAGAAGAGGAACAGGUUCAGAUAUCCGGUGGUGCCGGUGUGGGAAAUAAUAGUAAUAAUAUUAUUAACAAUAACCCUUUUCCCGAUCCUUCUUCGGGACUCCCUUUCUUCAGUUUGCCCAUGAAUGUUCAGUUCCCGGUGGAUGGUUGGGCGGGAAACUCAGGUUCACGUUCACCAUUUUGAUCGCUCCAAAACGGAGUCGUUUUCAACCUUUGUUACUGUCUCUUACAUCUUACUCUAAUGUGAGAUUAAUUGAUUUAUCAUUAGAUGUUGCCAAUCGAUGAAGAUGUGUUGUUCAAUUCAGGUCAGCCAUUUCAUGUACUUCACACAAAUUUAUAUAUGCUGUGUUACAGUUGCUGUUCUUUUCCUGCUACGAAGGAUGUGUGUUGUUGUAGUUGUUAUAUUUUUUUAGUGUAACAGGUUUUCCAUUUUAUCUCUGAGAUCCUUCUCUUUUGUGGAGCCAUGUAUAUGAUAUAUGACUGAUAUAUAAUCUCUUGAUUA